Monodelphis domestica (gray short-tailed opossum) is the source of this 1832-nucleotide messenger RNA. RefSeq names its product transmembrane protein 132B-like. The record is from RefSeq and is a predicted model, not a curated record. NCBI's taxonomy places the organism in Eukaryota, Metazoa, Chordata, Mammalia, Didelphimorphia, Didelphidae.
GGUGGCGGUGGCAGUGGCUGUGGUUGUGGCUGUGCGGAGCUCGGCGCAAUCGGACCGGGAUGGGACGGCGUGGGACGGGCGCAGGGACGCCGGCAGGCGGGCUCCGCUCGGGCUCUGGACACCGCGCACCAACUCCGAAGUGCUGGGGAGGAGCCGGGGGCGCGGAGCGCUGAGUGUAGAGCUCCUAGUCGGAGCCCGAGCCGAGGCUGCCACCGCCGCCGCCGCCACCCUCGACCCCCUCGCGCCCCUAACCCCCCUCGUCCCCCAGCCCCCCUCUUUGCUGCUGCUGCUGCGUCUGGGGAGGAGCCGCCGCCGCCGCCGCCGCCGCCGCCGCUGCCGAGGGAGUGCGCAGCCAUGCCCGCUGGGGCUCUCUAACUGCCCGGGGACGGUCACAGUGUUUGGGAGAGCGGCCGCGGGCACCGGCGAGGGGCGCGCGGCUGGGGCGCCCAGCUCGUGCUGCUGCCCCCACCUGCCAUCCCCCAGUGAUGCUCGAUGAGAUGAACAUUCUUCACUCCGAGGCAGCCCGUGCCCCAGUCGUCACCGCGUCUGCCGGGGGUCCCGCCGGGCACUGACCUGCCGCCCCGGCCGCCCCCGGGCAGCCCCGCGCGCCUAGGACCAUGCAGCCUCCGGCCCUGUCGGCGCUCCCUAACCUAUUCCGGCUCCUGCUGGCGCUCGCCGCGCUCUGGUGUCCAGUGAUGGAGAGCCGGGGAAUCAUGGACAGCCUCCAGCGAUUUUCCUCCUUGCCUGCCUAUCUCCCCAUGAGCUACCACAUUUGCAAUGCUGAAGUCUCCUUCUUUCUGAAAGAGGCUAACCAAGAUCUCAUGAAGAACUCUAGUCUGCAGUCCAGGGUGGAGUCCUUUUUCAUCUAUCGAACCAAGGAGCCCCCUAUUGUGAAUGCCAGUUACGGACCCUUUUCUGUGGAGCAGGUGGUCCCCCGGGACCUCCUGUUGACCAUGGCACCCUUUGGUCACUCAGAGAAAUUUACUUUUAAUUGGAGACUGAAGUCACACAUCCUUGACAGCUCCAUCUAUUCCAACAGACCCAAAGUGCAGACAUUGUUUUAUGUCACAGGAAUGGACUGGGAAGAAAACAACCCAGUAGAAGAUUUGCCCUGUGUUAAGAUGUUUGCCAUUCUGGAGGCCAGGGAGGUGGUGGCCAGUUGCAAGCUACAGGGGGACUUGGGGCUUUGCGUUGCCGAGCUUGAGCUGUUACCUGACUGGUUUGACUCUGUCCCAAUCCUGGAUCCUGAGGCCGAGGCCGAGUCAGCACCAGGAGGCACCCCUGUGGAACUGUUUUACAAACUGUGCCCUGCUGAUGAGUGGGGCAAGUGUUCUCCAGAGGAUGGCAAGUGGGAGAACAACAUCCAUUUGGGCCAAGAGAAUGCUCAGAAAGCAUUUUCCCCCAUGGAGAGGAUUGGCAGUGUGGUUGUCUACCCAACCCAGGACCAGACGAAGCGGUCCCUUGUGAGGCUAGAUGAGAACCUUGUGAUCUCUCUGCCACUCAACCCUGUCCGGGAAGGAGACACCGUCACAUUCUUUGUGUCCCUGGAUGGUGACUCUACUGCAAACCACUUUACUCUCAGGUAAGAUCCUUGGCCCAGUUGGGCAAUAUGGAAAACAAAUCUCAAAUUUUUAGUGCUUAAAUGACUAGUCGGAACCUUACCAUGCACUGACUUCUGUACUAGGCACUCUGGGGAGAUGGAAAGAAGUAUAGCUCAUAAAUGUAGCCUUCAGUGUGCUUGUAGUCUAGCUAGGGAAAUAAGGCAUGCACAUGUGAAACACUGGAGGACAGGCCAUGGCACCAAAGUGGAUAAGUUUUAUAUGGCGGAAGAG